AUGGAUCAGGAGUCAUCAGACGAUUUCGACAUGCAGUUGAUUGGAAGCUUUCUCAGCUGUGCUUCAAGGGGUGAUAAGGUGGGCCUCAAUCAGAUGUUGAGAGAAGGGACCUCUCCAGAUGUACAAGACUACGAUAAGAGGACAGCCUUGCAUCUUGCUGCUAGUGAGGGCCAUGCUUCUAUUGUGGAGCUACUGAUACUAUACAAAGCCAGUGUCAAUCUCGAAGACCGUUGGCAGCGGACUCCUUUGACAGAUGCUAGACUCUACGGACAUAGAGAUAUCUGCAGGAUACUCGAAGUAAAUGGUGCCAAGGAUUCUAUCACCGAUCAUUCUCUAAAUAAUCUGCACAAUUCAAGAUUUUCUGCUGAAAUCAUUUACUUUUUUAAACCCUAUGUGCAGACUUUUGCACAUGAACAGGGCUUGAAUGAAGUGAAUAUUGAUCUUUCUGAGUUGAAUUUAGAGCAUUCAUCUCCAAUUGACCAGGGUUUCUAUGGGGAAUCUGAGAAGGUCAAAUGGCGUGGAACAUGGGUCAUUAAGACAAUAAUCCAACCAAAAAUAUCCAAACCUGAAAUGAGACUGUCUGCAAAGGAAUUGUCUCUUCUAAGGGAACUUCGCCACCCGAAUAUCGUGCAGUUUCUUGGUGCAAUUGUGCAUGGGGAAGAGAUGAUCUUGAUCACAGAGUUCUUGUCGGGUGGGAAUCUAUGUAAUAUUUUGAGAAAAAGAGUUCGCUUCGACGUACCCACAUCGGUGCGCUAUGCUUUGGAUAUUGCCCGGGGAAUGAAUUACCUUCACCAGCACAAGCCUAACGCUAUCGUCCAUAAUAAUUUAUGUACCAGGAACUUGCUGCAAGAUGAAGGGGGGCACUUGAAGAUUGGUGAAUAUUGGGUUCAAAUGCUUUACGAACAGAUAGACCCUUUUCAUGAAAACUGUCAGAGAAAUGAUAACUCAGGCUCCAUUUGCAAUUCUCCAUGCCAGAAGAAGAAAGAUAUCGAAGCAUUUGCCAGUAUAUUCUACGAGAUGCUGGAAGGACGGGCCUUGUUUUCUAACCCAAAUUCUAAUAGAGCACAUCCAACAUUGAAUGAUACUGUGCCCAAGUUCAAGCUAAGCCGAUGCACGGACAGGAUUCAAGAGUAA
Messenger RNA from Magnolia sinica, 1134 nucleotides. RefSeq names its product serine/threonine-protein kinase VIK-like. Gene Ontology annotation, molecular function: protein kinase activity; ATP binding; protein binding. The record is from RefSeq and is a predicted model, not a curated record. Gene Ontology annotation, biological process: protein phosphorylation. The transcript is spliced from 10 exons. Lineage: Eukaryota; Viridiplantae; Streptophyta; Magnoliopsida; Magnoliales; Magnoliaceae. The coding region runs from base 1 to 1134 and encodes 377 amino acids.